AAAACCGAAGCGAGUUUGCAUAGAGUUAGUGCUGUUAUAAUAUACUGUACGGUGAGAUCUCACAGGAUACCGGUUAUACUGUAAAUAAAGCAAAAACACUUCGUCUGCUAAACGUUGAAGUUCACAAUGUUGCCAUUAUCUCUGCUGAGAACUGCGCAAAACCACCCCAUGUUGGUGGAGUUGAAGAAUGGGGAAACAUAUAACGGACAUCUUGUCGCUUGUGACAAUUGGAUGAAUAUUAACCUCAGAGAGGUCAUUUGCACAUCAAGGGAUGGAGACAGAUUUUGGAGGAUGCCUGAAUGCUACAUACGAGGCAGCACUAUCAAGUACCUCCGCAUUCCAGAUGAGGUAAUAGACAUGGUCAAGGAGGAAGUGGUCGCCAAGGGACGUGGCAGGGGCGGAGGUCAACAAAGAGGGCGUGGUAGAGGUGGACCAGGAAGAGGAGGAACGUUCGGCCGAGGAGGUGGGCGUGGAGGUCGUGGAGGCAACAGGGGAGGAAGGGGAGGAGGUGGGGGUGGUGGUGGUGGACCCCCGUUGCGUUAG
Messenger RNA from Asterias rubens (European starfish), 543 nucleotides. Its product is annotated as U6 snRNA-associated Sm-like protein LSm4. The transcript has 5 exons. NCBI's taxonomy places the organism in Eukaryota, Metazoa, Echinodermata, Asteroidea, Forcipulatida, Asteriidae. Gene Ontology annotation, biological process: P-body assembly; mRNA splicing, via spliceosome; nuclear-transcribed mRNA catabolic process. Gene Ontology annotation, cellular component: spliceosomal tri-snRNP complex; U6 snRNP; P-body. Gene Ontology annotation, molecular function: U6 snRNA binding. The record is from RefSeq and is a predicted model, not a curated record. The coding region runs from base 127 to 543 and encodes 138 amino acids.